Molecule: messenger RNA, 441 nt
Organism: Euleptes europaea (tarantolino)
Lineage: Eukaryota; Metazoa; Chordata; Lepidosauria; Squamata; Sphaerodactylidae
Gene: DYNLT3
Product: dynein light chain Tctex-type 3
Exons: 4
Coding region: 18-362 (114 amino acids)
Biological process (GO): microtubule-based movement
Cellular component (GO): kinetochore; cytoplasmic dynein complex; cytoplasm
Molecular function (GO): dynein intermediate chain binding
Source: RefSeq, a predicted model, not a curated record
UCCCAAAACACUGUGACAUGCUAUUAUCGGUUUUGUUACAGAUUACUUUCAACACUGAAGAAGCCCACAGUAUUGUAAAGGAUUGCAUAGAAGGUGUUCUGGGCAAGGCAGAUUACAAUCAUGACAAAGUUAAUCAUUGGACUGCAGCUAUAGUAGAACAGUCUCUAACACAUCUGGUAAAACUGGGGAAAACAUAUAAGUACAUUGUAACAUGUGCAGUGAUGCAAAAGUGUGGAGCUGGUUUGCACACAGCAAGUUCCUGUUUUUGGGAUACCACAACUGAUGGUACCUGCACAGUCAGAUGGGAAAAUCGAACUAUGAACUGUGUUGUGAAUGUUUUUGCUGUAGCGAUUCUCCUGUAGCAAGCUGAACAAGCCACAUUAAGUUACGCCAAAGCCUUUAAGAACAAACUAUCAAAUACAGCUCAUUGUAAGAAUUAUU